AUGGAGGAAGCUAGUUUGUGCCUUGGAGUUUCUUCAGCUGUCCCAGAGGCUGAGGCCCAUCUUAACAGCACGAUCCUUAAUGGUCAGUAUUCAAUGAGCCAGAAGCUGCACCAGAUAACAUCUCAGCUCAGCCAUGCUUUCCCAGAGCUCCAGACCAGGCCUAACUCUGAAGAGAAGGCCUCCACACCCUUAGAGGAGAAGAGCCACGUGUCCAUGGGAGGCCAGCCAAUGGGCAGCCAGAUGGCCCUCUUGGCCAAUCAGCUCAAUCGUGAUGUGGACACCAGUCUGAAUGGAAGGGUGGACCUGCAGCAAUUCUUGAAUGGCCAGAACCUUGGCAUCAUGUCCCAGAUGAGUGACAUUGAGGAUGACGCAAGGAAGAAUCGGAAAUACCCCUGCCCCCUGUGUGGGAAGCGAUUCCGGUUCAAUAGCAUCCUUUCUCUCCACAUGCGUACACACACUGGCGAGAAGCCCUUCAAGUGUCCCUACUGUGACCACCGGGCAGCUCAGAAGGGGAACUUGAAGAUACACUUGAGGACCCAUAAGCUUGGAAACCUGGGUAAAGGCCGUGGGAGAGUCCGGGAGGAGAAUCGCCUGCUUCAUGAACUCGAGGAAAGAGCUAUCCUGAGGGACAAACAGAUGAAAAGCAGUCUCCUGCAACCACGGCCUGAUGUGAAGCCUCCGCCACACUCUCAGCAGCCCCCUCUGGCCAACUGUAACUUGUCUUUGCCAGUGAACCACAGCGUCCCUGACAUCUCCAAUCCAGUGCCCUCACCAAAGCCAGCCAACGUCCAAGAAGACAUGGUGGUUCCCACAGCGGGUUUCCGCUGCACAUUUUGCAAAGGGAAGUUUAAGAAGCGUGAAGAAUUGGACCGUCAUAUCCGGAUCCUUCACAAGCCCUAUAAAUGUACCCUGUGUGACUUUGCAGCCUCCCAGGAGGAGGAACUGAUCAGCCAUGUGGAGAAGGCUCAUAUCACUGCUGAGUCAGCCCAAGGCCAGGGCUCCAAUGGAAGCGGGGAACAGUCGGCCAAUGAGUUCCGCUGUGAAGUGUGUGGCCAGGUGUUCAGUCAGGCAUGGUUUCUCAAGGGCCACAUGAGAAAACACAAGGAUUCUUUUGAGCAUUGCUGUCAGAUCUGUGGGAGGCGCUUCAAGGAGCCCUGGUUCCUCAAGAACCACAUGAAAGUUCACCUCAACAAACUUUCUGUCAAGAACAAGUCUCCCAGUGACCCAGAGGUACCCGUUCCCAUGGGAGGUAUGUCCCAGGAGGCCCAUGCCAACCUGUAUUCUCGAUACCUCUCUUGUUUGCAGAGUGGCUUCAUGCCCCCAGACAAGUCCAGCCUGAGUGAACCUAAUCAGCUCUACAGCAAGGGGGACUUGCCUAUGAAAGAGAAGGAGGUUCUGGGGAAGCUGCUGUCCCCCAUCUCAAGCAUGGGCCACAGCCUCAGCGAAGGGGACAAACAUUCCCUCUUGGGUUGCCUCAACCUGGUGCCACCACUAAAGUCCAGCUGCAUAGAACGGUUGCAGGCAGCUGCCAAAGCAGCCGAGAUGGACCCUGUGAAUAGCUAUCAGGCCUGGCAGCUCAUGGCAAGAGGGAUGGCCAUGGAACACGGUUUCUUGUCUAAAGAGCAGCAGAUACAGCGCAACCAUGAAGACACUUUGGCAAACGCCGGAGUUCUGUUUGAUAAGGAGAAGCGGGAGUAUGUGUUAGUAGGAACAGAUGGCUCCAAGCAGAAAAUGCCUGCUGAUUUGGUUCACAGCACUAAAAUGGGCAAUCCGAGAGACCUGCCAAAUAAACUAGACCCUUUAGAAGGCAGUAGAGAUUUUUUGUCACAUGGUCUCAACCAGGGACUUGAUUACAACAUGCAAAGUCAUGGAAAUAUGAAGGAGAAGCCCACCGAGUGCCCAGACUGCGGCCGAGUGUUCCGAACCUACCACCAGGUUGUCGUCCACUCCCGAGUCCACAAGAGGGACAGGAAAGCAGAAGAAGAGGUCCUCCAAGGGUGCCUGGAGGAGCGACGGGGUUCUGGCAGCGACCAGGAAUCCCAGUCAGUGAGCCGGUCCACCACACCGGGCUCUUCCAAUGUUACCGAGGAGAGUGGAGUCGGUGGGGGUCUUUCUCAGACUGGAAGCGCUCAGGAAGACAGCCCACAUCCUUCAUCACCAUCUUCUUCAGACAUUGGUGAAGAGGCUGGAAGAUCCGUCGGAGUCCAGCCACCAGCUCUACUGAGAGAUAGGAGCCUCGGAUCGGCAAUGAAGGACUGCCCUUAUUGUGGGAAAACUUUCCGAACAUCCCACCAUUUAAAGGUGCAUCUGAGAAUACAUACAGGUGAGAAACCCUACAAAUGUCCCCAUUGUGAUUACGCUGGUACUCAGUCUGCAUCCUUAAAGUACCAUUUAGAACGACACCAUCGGGAACGACAAAAUGGCGCUGGGCCACUCUCUGGACAGCCUCCAAGCCAGGAUCAUAAGGAUGAGACAUCAAGCAAAGCAUCUCUGUUUAUCAGGCCGGACAUUCUGAGGGGAGCCUUUAAGGGUCUCCCAGGAAUUGAUUUCAGAGGUGGCACUGUCUCUCAGCAAUGGACAUCAGGAAUGCUUUCAUCUGGGGACCAUUCAGGGCAGGCUGUAGGCAUGACUUCUGAGACUUCUCCUGAGACUCUGAAGGGCUCUGACCUCCCUUCCAAAGGUACACAUUUUUCUGAAAUUGGACGAGCCUAUCAGAGCAUUGUAGGCAAUGGGGUCAAUUUCCAAGGCUCUUUGCAAGCCUUCAUGGAUAGCUUUGUCUUGAGCUCUUUGAAGAAAGAGAAGGAAGUGAAGGAGAAAGCCCUAUCAGAUCCACUUUCCAUGAAAGUCCAUGGACCAGAUGGUGGUGAGGAAAAAAAUAGUGGAAAAUGCUCCCAGAGGAAAUCAGAGAAAUCUCAAUAUGAACCCCUGGAUUUGUCUGUAAGGCCAGAUGCAGCUUCUCUCCCAGGCUCUUCGGUGACUGUUCAAGACAACAUUGCAUGGCAUGGCUGCUUGUUUUGUUCUUUUACGACUUCAUCAAUGGAAUUGAUGGCCCUUCAUCUCCAGGCCAAUCACUUGGGCAAAACUAGACGUAAAGACAGUGCUUUGGUAGCUACAGGAAAUGGCAAGGACCAAGCCAGGGAAGUGAGCAAAACUGGCUUGCUCCCUUCUACAGUACAAUCUAGCAAAGAGGUAGGAAUCUCCAAUGUGAUUACCCACCUUGACUCUACUUCUGAGAAGAUGACCCAAGGUCACGGCAAAGAGACUUUGGGAGAACAAAAGAACUCUGCCUGGUCUGGUCAUAUGGACCCGCCAUUUUGCAACUUUACUUCAGACUUCUACAAACAAUUUGGGGUUUACCCAGGAGUCAUGGGCUCAGGAUCCUCCUGUGCUAACAACGAGUCCGAAGGCAAAGUGCAGCCUGAAGAUGACUCAACGAUCCUGCUCCCUGAGUCUGUGAACAAAAAUGCUACUGACGACCUGUCUGAUAUUGCCUCAUCUGAAGACAUGGAAUCUUCCAAGGAGGAAAACAAUGAAGAGGAGGAUAUUGAGACAGAACCUGAAAUCAUGAGCAAACCAUUAUCUGUCCUUAACAAGGAUAGCAGCAAUGAUGGAGGAGACAGCCUCCCCAACACCGUUGCCUCCCAGCCGGCCCAAGGACUUGUCUCACCUUUGCCCCAAACGUCCGAGAAGCAGUGGCAUGGCCCAAAUCUUCUUCCAUCCCAUGACACCUCCACAGGGGUGAUGAAAGCAGAACAGAUCCCAGGACCCCAGGUCCUGGAGAAGCAGAUGAACAUGUUGUCAGUCCUAAGAGCCUAUAGCUCUGAAGGCUUAGCAGCCUUUAAUGGACUUUCGAGUAGCACAGCAAGUAGUGGAUGUGUCAAGAGACCAGACUUGUGUGGUCACAGGCCUUUCCAGUGCAGAUAUUGUCCAUACAGUGCCUCUCAGAAGGGAAAUCUGAAGACCCAUGUUCUUUGUGUCCAUCGCAUGCCUUUUGACAACAGCCAGUAUCCCGAUCGCAGGUUCAAGCGCUCCAGAGUUGACUCCGAGGCUUCUGGGAAUUUAGAGGAACCUGCAGCUGUCAGACCCGGGAGCUCAGCAGAGCUAACGGAGGUGGGCAGCAAGACCCAGGAGUAA
Molecule: messenger RNA, 4134 nt
Organism: Trichosurus vulpecula (common brushtail)
Lineage: Eukaryota; Metazoa; Chordata; Mammalia; Diprotodontia; Phalangeridae
Gene: ZNF536
Product: zinc finger protein 536
Exons: 4
Coding region: 1-4134 (1377 amino acids)
Biological process (GO): regulation of DNA-templated transcription
Cellular component (GO): nucleus
Molecular function (GO): DNA-binding transcription factor activity, RNA polymerase II-specific; RNA polymerase II cis-regulatory region sequence-specific DNA binding
Source: RefSeq, a predicted model, not a curated record